AUCCAUCAAUUAUGGCAUUUUAAUUAAUGUUUAGCUCUGAAUAAGGAGGAUUCACCGCAAACCAAAACCAUAUAUAAGUCGCUUUGCAUUGGCUGUAAUUCUAAACAGAACCUCAUCUCUCUCUGCGGCCACAAUGGAGGGAAAAAAUUCGUGGGCGGAUCAGUGGGACACCAGCGAGAGGCCGGAGAAGAAGGCAGAGGGCGGCGGCGCGUGGGGUACAAGCGCGAGGUAUAAGGAGAAAGUGGGGGAGGGAUUGGAGAAGACGAAAUCGGCGGCGACUUCGGGAUUGAAGAAAGUGAAAGCGGGGACUUCUCUGGGGCUCAGUUGGGUUAAGGACAAAUAUCACAAAUCCACAAACAAAAACUGAUCCCCUCCCCCUUUCCCUUUUGUUCAAUUUUUUAUGAUAUUGAAAUCUGUUUGUUUUGGUUUUCGAUUUCUGUGGUUUACUUGAUUUUUUUCAUUUUGUAUCAUAAGAUAAAAUAAAUGGUAAAAAAAAAUCGUUCUAUUUAAAUCUAAUUAUU
Tarenaya hassleriana is the source of this 521-nucleotide messenger RNA. RefSeq lists its product as uncharacterized. The record is from RefSeq and is a predicted model, not a curated record. Bases 134 to 367 code for a protein of 77 amino acids. The transcript has a single exon. NCBI's taxonomy places the organism in Eukaryota, Viridiplantae, Streptophyta, Magnoliopsida, Brassicales, Cleomaceae.